CCGAAGUCGUCGACAAUUCGGAGUCAUCUCCUCCUCCUAUAUCUACUCUCUUUCUCCUUCAACCCAUCACGUACUUUCCUCUCCACGCUCCAAAGAAAGCAACGAUGGUCCUCGAAGGCCAAAAAAUCCCCGUCGGCGUCCUCGGCGCAACCGGCACCGUAGGCCAACGCUUCAUCGCCCUCCUCGCCUCCCACCCCUACUUCGUCGUCUCCGCCCUCGGCGCCUCAGAACGCUCUGCUGGAAAACCGUAUCGCAAGGCCGUCGCCUGGAAGCAGACGGAUCCGAUCCCGAGUAGUGUGAGGGAUUUGGUCGUGGAGAGGUGUGUGCCGGAGAAGUUUAGGGAGUGUGCGGUGGUGUUUUCGGGGCUGGAUGCGGAUGUGGCGGGCGAGAUUGAGGCCGCCUUCCGCACCGCCGACCUCGCCAUCUUCUCCAACGCAAAAAACUACCGCCGCGACCCCCACGUCCCCCUAAUCGUCCCCCUCGUCAACCCCUCCCACCUCUCCCUCAUCCCCCAACAAAGAUCCCUCCAAUCCCCACCCCUCCGCAAAGGGUUCAUCAUCACCAACGCGAACUGCUCCACCACCGCCUGCGUCAUCCCCCUCGCGGCACUCGAACGCGCUUUCGGACCGCUCGAAUCGUCUAUUAUUACGACUAUGCAGGCGAUUUCGGGCGCGGGGUACCCCGGCGUUCCGAGCUUGGAUAUCUUCGAUAAUGUGGUACCGUAUAUUAGUGGCGAGGAGGAUAAGAUGGAAUGGGAGGCAUUAAAGAUUCUGGGGGGCGUCACGGAAGAUGAGGGAGGAUUGAAGACGUUCGAUAUGCAUUCGAAGACCCCACUGAGGAUAAGCGCAUCGUGUAAUCGCGUCCCCGUCAUCGAAGGUCACACCGCCACCGUCUCCGUCCGCUUCGCGCGCCGGCCUCCGCCCUCGCCACAACAAGUCCGCGAAGCCCUCGCGGCGUAUACGCCCGAGGCGCUCUCGCUCGCAUGUCCGAGCGCGCCGACGCAUACGAUUCACGUGCAUGAGGAGGAGGAUCGCCCGCAGCCGAGAUUGGAUAGGAUGUUUGAAGGGGGCGCGGGUGUGUGUGUGGGAAGGGUGAGGGAGUGUAAGGUGUUGGAUAUUAAGUUUGUCGUGUUGGGGAAUAAUGUGAAUAUUGGGGCGGCGACGAGUAGUAUUAUUAAUGCGGAGUUGGCGAUUGCGAAGGGGGUGGUUCAGGUUUAGAGGUGGUGGUGGUGGUGGUGGUUUGAUGGGAAAGGGAAGAGGGAAGAGGAUGAAGCGAAAUAAAAUGAUACAUGUAGAUCUUAUUUGUGGUUUUAGACGAACGAGAACAAAAUGUACGCAGGUCGAAUGGCUGCUGUAAUAACCUCCAUCUCUACUCUUCAAUCUACCCAUUGUGUCGCGAUCAAUAAC
Stereum hirsutum FP-91666 SS1 is the source of this 1406-nucleotide messenger RNA. RefSeq names its product aspartate-semialdehyde dehydrogenase. The transcript is spliced from 2 exons. The record is from RefSeq and is a predicted model, not a curated record. Gene Ontology annotation, molecular function: NAD binding; NADP binding; aspartate-semialdehyde dehydrogenase (NADP+) activity. NCBI's taxonomy places the organism in Eukaryota, Fungi, Basidiomycota, Agaricomycetes, Russulales, Stereaceae. The coding region runs from base 105 to 1217 and encodes 370 amino acids. Gene Ontology annotation, biological process: L-threonine biosynthetic process.